AUGUGCCAAGUCUGCAAAGCCAUCAUUCCUAUCGCUAAUAAGGAAAAACAACUGGUUGUCAAGUGCCCAUCUUGUGGUGAGGCUACGCCUAUUAAAGGUCCACCAAUGGGCAAACAAUACGUUCGUUGUCAGUGCAAUUGUCUACUAAUAUGCAAAUCAACUGCUACUCGAGUUGGCUGUCCAAGGGACGACUGUCAACGUGUUAUCAACCUUAACGGCCCGAAUGCAUCUGGUUACCAGGCCGGGGACUCAAAUACGGAAGGAAUUGGCGGGGCUGGAGGUAGUGGAGGCAUCGGAGCAAGCACGUUUCCUAAUCGCGGUGGGUUUCGCGUUACUUGUGGUAACUGUCAUCGUCCCUUUUCCAUCCCCACACCCCAGUCCUAUCGACCUAAUACCUUCGGAGCCGACUUCGUCAAUCGGUUGGUCAGCUGCCUCUCCGGUGGCGCGGCAUCCAAUGUUAGCGGCCUAAUCGCUGCUCGGUGUCCACAGUGUCGCAAAGUCACCUCUAUUGGACAGGCCUACGCCCGUACUCGAUGGGUUGGCUACUUAAUUCUCACUCUUAUCUUCCUCGUCAUUGCUCUUGGUGUAACCUUUGGUACUGCAAAUACUGCAAAAUCGCAACAUGGACUAUACUUUCUUUGGUCAGUUCUCUACCUUCUUGUGCUGGUAUUCGCCAUUCGCAGCUUCAUGUUCUUCAGAAUGCCCAUAAGCGCACUGGAGCUUCCUGUGAUGCACGCCUAG
Molecule: messenger RNA, 741 nt
Organism: Hydatigera taeniaeformis
Lineage: Eukaryota; Metazoa; Platyhelminthes; Cestoda; Cyclophyllidea; Taeniidae
Source: the annotation of a GenBank genome assembly